Molecule: messenger RNA, 687 nt
Organism: Dioscorea cayenensis subsp. rotundata (Guinea yam)
Lineage: Eukaryota; Viridiplantae; Streptophyta; Magnoliopsida; Dioscoreales; Dioscoreaceae
Product: protein TIC 214-like
Cellular component (GO): membrane
Source: RefSeq, a predicted model, not a curated record
AUGAUUUUGAAAUCUUUUCUACUAGGUAAUCUAUUAUCCUUAUGCAUAAAGAUAAUAAAUUCGGUCGUUGUGGUCGGACUCUAUUAUGGAUUUCUGACCACAUUCUCCAUAGGGCCCUCUUAUCUCUUCCUUCUCCGAGCUCGGGUUAUGGAAGAAGGAACCGAGAAGGAGGUAUCAACAAUAACUGGUUUUAUUACGGGACAGCUCAUGAUGUUCAUAUCGAUCUAUUAUGCGCCUCUGCAUCUAGCAUUGGGUAGACCUCAUACAAUGACUGUCUUAGUUCUACCAUAUCUUUUGUUUCAUUUCUUCUGGAAAAAUCAAAAAAAAGCUUUUAACAGUAUUAGAAAUACCAGUACCAGAAACUCAAUGCGUAAUCUCCGCAAUCUCAACAUUCAAUGUGUAUUCUUGAAUAAUCUAAUCUUUCAAUUAUUGAACCAUUUUAUUUUACCAAGUUCAACGUUAAUCAGAUUAGUCAACAUUUAUAUGUUUCGAUGCAACAACAAGAUCUUAUUUGUAACAAGUAGUUUUGUUGGUUGGUUAAUUGGUCACUUUUUAUUCAUGAAAUGGCUUGGAUUGGUAUUUAUUAUUCGGAUCCGGAAAAAAAUAGAUGAAUCGAAAGAGAUCCGAGCAAAUGGAAAGGAAAAAACAAAGGAUGAAUUUGACUUUCACUUUAUAAAGACAUGCUAG